Gastrolobium bilobum is the source of this 502-nucleotide messenger RNA. RefSeq names its product ethylene-responsive transcription factor ERF096-like. The record is from RefSeq and is a predicted model, not a curated record. NCBI's taxonomy places the organism in Eukaryota, Viridiplantae, Streptophyta, Magnoliopsida, Fabales, Fabaceae. Gene Ontology annotation, biological process: regulation of DNA-templated transcription; ethylene-activated signaling pathway. The transcript has a single exon. Gene Ontology annotation, molecular function: DNA binding; DNA-binding transcription factor activity. The coding region runs from base 1 to 423 and encodes 140 amino acids.
AUGGAUGAAGAAGGAUCAAGGGGAAGGGCCAAGGAUGACGCCGGAGAUGUCCGGUAUCGAGGCGUGCGCCGGCGGCCAUGGGGGAAGUUUGCGGCUGAGAUUCGUGACUCGACAAGGCAGGGUCAGAGGGUGUGGCUAGGAACUUUCAACACGGCGGAGGAAGCAGCCAGAGCCUAUGACAGAGCUGCUUAUAACAUGAGAGGUGCAUUUGCAAUCCUUAACUUCCCAAAUGAAUACCCUAGUGGUAGUGGCAGUGCUGCCUCUCGUUCCUCUGCUGCUGCUUCACCAUCAUCAUCAUCUUCUUCCUCUGCUUCAAGGAAUGCAAAUGAGCAAGGAAGACAAGUGUUUGAGUUCGAGUACUUUGAUGACAAUUUGUUAGAGGAGCUUCUUGAUUGUGAAGAAAAAAAGAAAAAGGGAACUUGAAAGGUAGUACUCCUAUAUAAUGUUACUCUAAGAUAACGUUACAAGUUUUAUAUUGAUUAAGCAUGUAAUUCUAAUGCAU